AUGCCGCAGCCAACGAGGCUGGACGACAGACAGCCCAUCAACCAAAGCCUCGCGGCAAGAUGCAUGCAAAUCCGUCUGACAAUUCGUCAGACAAUUGGCCCAGAGACCGACCGACAGACGGACAAACGGACAUACGGACAGACGGGCCGAUCUUUGCCUCGUCAGGCUCGUCUGCCUCGGAAUUGUAGACCCGAAAAUCAGGCGUCUUUUGUUGCGGUCUCAUUAGCUGUCUUGACUGAGCAGAUCAGCCGAUAG
Messenger RNA from Protopolystoma xenopodis, 255 nucleotides. NCBI's taxonomy places the organism in Eukaryota, Metazoa, Platyhelminthes, Monogenea, Polystomatidea, Polystomatidae. The record is from the annotation of a GenBank genome assembly.